UUUAGAAACAGAAAAAAUGAAAGAUUCAAUUUUUGAAACAGCUCAGAAUUCAGACAACCAGGUCCCAGAACAUGAUUUUAAUGUACCUAGUGGUAAAGUACCAUUAGAAGGUUAUUCUGUUGAAAGCUUGCCAUCAGUACAAAGCUGUGUGGUUUCAAUACAGGAUUUAGACAUAAAUGAGUCCUAUCCUGUUUCCAAAAUAAAAAAAUCACAUUACAGUGAAAUGGAAAAUGGGCAGUAUUUGAAAGGGCCUAGAUCAAAAGUAUGCAAUUCUAAUAGCCAGACUAUACAAUAUGAAAAGACUGAUAUAAAAAGUGGCUUUAAUAAGAGAGAAGUGUCUUCCAAUUUCAGAACAACAACAGAGAGUUCUGCUCAUGCUUUAGGUAUUCCUAAAACAGAUCAAAUUAAUGAAGAGUUUUCACAUGGUGAUAAAAGAAGAAUUUUUGCAAAAGCUGGUAGGAAGACAUACAUUAUAUACCCAAGCUCUCAGAAAAAAACUUCUGUGAAACAAAAAUUACAUGAUGGAAAUGUGUAUACUGAGAAUAUACAUGAAGGAAAUGAAAACUUUCAGAGAAAUUCCAAUGUUCAGCAUGUUACAAUUUCACGUUACCUAAAGAAAGCGGCUGAAUGUUGUGUUGAAACAUCCGAAGAAAGGGUAGAUUCUACACCAAACCCAAGCAAGAAGACCUUUAGUGUUUCUUCAUCUGAUCAAGGUAAAUGUGUAGAGAAAGUAAUUUCUAACAAUACUGAAAUAGCUACUGAGUUCCAUAAAAUUCAAAAAAACAUUCCAGUUCUGAAAAACCCUGAAACAUUGCAAUUCUCAAGAAUUUACCAAGAAGAAAAUUACUAUGCUUCCACAGAGAAUGUGAACAUAAUUUGUGAAGAGUCUUGCAGCAAAAGACCAGUAUCAGACUUUGCUGUAAUUUCAGGGCGUAAGCCUCUUCAAGAACUGACAAAUAUCAAAGCACCUUCUCUUCCAAAACCCAAUAAAGACUUAGAAGAAAAUUCCACAUCACCUGUUAGACGCAGGCGAGCUACAGUUUGCUACAAAGAACCCAAAAUCAACAGCAAAUUGAGGAGAGGAGAUAAAUUCACAGAUACAGAGUUUCUUAAUGUUCCAGUCUUCAAAGUCAGAAAUAAACAAAGCUUUAAAAGUAAAUCAAGAUUACUCUAAAGAGGAUAUACAGAAAAGUGCCUACCAGUAUGUUGUAUCUACUUUUUAAACAAAUUUUAUUAUUUCUUCUUUACUAAAUUCCACUGACUCAAUUUUGCUUUGAACUAGAUUGCUUUCUUCCACUCUCUUUUUAAUCAGAAUGAAUGAGGUGAGCAAAAGUAUAUCUACACAGUCAAAACUUUAGUGUUGAUAAUUUAUGUAAGUUUAAGCAUUUCGUAGCAUCUUUUGCAUAGCAUAUUCUGCUUUAAAAUUGUUGAAUUAAAGUUUCCAAGUUUUGCACACAA
Molecule: messenger RNA, 1458 nt
Organism: Podarcis raffonei (Aeolian wall lizard)
Lineage: Eukaryota; Metazoa; Chordata; Lepidosauria; Squamata; Lacertidae
Product: shugoshin 1-like
Exons: 3
Coding region: 17-1174 (385 amino acids)
Biological process (GO): meiotic chromosome segregation
Cellular component (GO): chromosome, centromeric region; nucleus
Source: RefSeq, a predicted model, not a curated record